GCAAUAACGCUGAUUUAGAGUAUCCCGUCCUAGGCGUUCUGUCGAGAGACGAGGACGCCUGCGAACGAGGUUACUGCCCUACAGAAUGUAGCUUCCAGCACACCGCACACGCAACUGAUAGGACCCUUGCUCUGUGCUCUCAAUCCCCGCGAUUACCCGUUUACCGCCGGCUGCCUGCUAACCCAGGCAUGGCUGAUGGUUGUAGGCAAUUAUGGCUUUGCGACAUUAUACCCUUGACUUCAAGCUCUCUGCCCCAGCUGACUGUACUUCGACAGUCCAUGGUCUACAGUCCAUAUUUCAGGAGCAGGAAAUGACAGAGACUGUCCACGACACAGAGGGACACGGCCACCUGGCUACCUUCGUAGGCAAAAAGGGAAGAUUUGUCGUUCUGCGUGUGCACACGCACGGGCUGGUCACUGUUGAUCUCCAGUGUUACGAAGGCGACGACAGCGCUCAAGUAGACAAUCUUUUAAAUGCACUGGAAACAAAGUUAGAGAACCUUCUACGAGGCAUUAUUACCAGAGUCAAAAGACUCCCAGCCAUCAGCCGCGGGGCCUCCGUGGACCGCUACUGGCCCACUGCGGACGGGCGGCUGGUGGAGUAUGACAUCGACCACGUGCUGUACGACAAGGACUCGGCCUAUCAGAACAUCAAGAUACUACACUCGCAGCAGUUUGGGAACAUGUUGGUCCUCAAUGGGGACGUCAACAUGGCAGACAGCGACCUGGCCUACACCCAGGCCAUCAUGGGCGGCGGGCGGGAGAGCUACGAGGGGAAGGAGGUCCUGAUCUUGGGUGGCGGAGACGGAGGGAUCCUGGCCGAGACGGUCAAACUGAAGCCAAAGAUGAUCACCAUGUUGGAGAUCGACGAGGCGGUUAUCGAUGGCUGCCGACAGCACAUGAGGAAGACGUGCGGAGACAUCUUGGACAGCCUCACCGGAGAUUGUUAUCAGGUGCUGGUGGAGGACUGCGUUCCUGUGCUCAAGAAGUACGUGGAGGAGGGGCGGACCUUCGACUAUGUCAUCAAUGACCUCACGGCGGUCCCCAUAUCGACAUUGCCUGAAGAAGAUUCAACGUGGGAGUUCCUGCGUCUCAUUUUAGACCUGUCCAUCAAGGUGUUGCGCCCCAGUGGAAAGUAUUUCACACAGGGUAACUGUGCGAACCUGACGGAGGCGUUGGAUCUGUACGAAGAGCAGCUGCAGAAGCUGUCCUGUCCUGUGGACUUCAGCAAGGAGGUGGUGUGUGUGCCCUCUUACAUGGAGCUCUGGGUUUUCUACUCCGUGUGGAAGAAGUGAGUCACUUCUUCAGCGGGAGCUCCAACAGAAUGUGAAGAACCCCCUCCCCCUGUCCCCAAGCUGCUCUAGUUCCUCCCUAGUGAGAGAGAUGGCACUGUUUUACCAAGCUCCCCUCAAAUGUUAGUCCCACCCCAAGAACAACUACAACAGUGAUUGUUUGGUUUUUACCAUUUUAUGUUAACGGUUCUUCAUUUACUCUUUGUGCUUCCUGCACUUCUACCUUCCUUGAUUUGCAUGUGUUCCGGCCGUACGAGCAUAACUCGACGCGCCCCGCGAUAAGAGUGGUAUCGGUAUGACGGUACCAAAAACAUGUUCCUCCCAAUACUACUACGACCCACUGUACACUGUACCAGUAGCGGACCCACUCGGGGUUCCCCCAGUGAGUGCCCGUGAGACUGUGACACCUUCAGCCUCACGCGCCCGGCGUCGGCGUCAGCAUCAGCGUAUGGGCGGGGGUUCCCCGUUGGGUUAGGUUCCUCGGUGACCUGAGGCUUGAGUCGAGUAUUAAGUCCUCAGGAUGUCCCUGUCCCGCCGCCGCCGCCACCGCCGCCGCCACCGCAGCCCAAGAGACAAAUGCGUUUGAUUAUUUUUGUUAAAGGGAAAUGGAUGGUUGUUGGAGAAUAUACUUUUGUGCUUGCGUUGGUUUUUAUUGAAUGUUCUUUGUUACUUGGCACCUUUUGUUCCUCCUGCUGGAUUCCAUUUGUUUUCUGCUUAAAUCUUUUUAUUUUUUUUCUUUGAAUUUGACAGAGGUGGAUUUAGCUUGCUUUUACCAUGGGGUCCAUUGUUAUAUUUAUUUAUUCAACAACAAAUAUGGUUUUAUACAGUUUGUUGAACAGUGGCCGACUGCACCUGAAGUAGAGAAGGGUGUUGACUGCUUUUGUCCAAAGUAAUAUGAAAAUAAAUGCCUGCAGUACCA
Gadus macrocephalus (Pacific cod) is the source of this 2210-nucleotide messenger RNA. RefSeq names its product spermine synthase (gene sms). Bases 212 to 1294 code for a protein of 360 amino acids. The record is from RefSeq and is a predicted model, not a curated record. NCBI's taxonomy places the organism in Eukaryota, Metazoa, Chordata, Actinopteri, Gadiformes, Gadidae. Gene Ontology annotation, biological process: spermine biosynthetic process. Gene Ontology annotation, molecular function: spermine synthase activity. The transcript has 11 exons.